This is a messenger RNA of Saccostrea echinata, 7269 nucleotides long. Its product is annotated as ELKS/Rab6-interacting/CAST family member 1-like. Gene Ontology annotation, molecular function: structural constituent of presynaptic active zone. The transcript has 16 exons. Gene Ontology annotation, biological process: regulation of synaptic plasticity; maintenance of presynaptic active zone structure; neuromuscular synaptic transmission. Lineage: Eukaryota; Metazoa; Mollusca; Bivalvia; Ostreida; Ostreidae. The record is from RefSeq and is a predicted model, not a curated record. Gene Ontology annotation, cellular component: cytoskeleton of presynaptic active zone. The coding region runs from base 305 to 3544 and encodes 1079 amino acids.
GUGUAUAAAUAUUAAUUAAAGACGGGCUGCUGAGAAAAAGUUGUCUGCAAAUGUUGAAGUUAAUUCAUAGGCGUUUAAGAGGCCGAGUGGAUUGUAGGAAUUUGGGGGAAAGGUUAUUCUAAUCUAUGCUGAAGUAGAAUGUGAUUUUUUUGGUAGGUUUGACCGGAGAAACAUUCUCUUCGCGGUGAUGGACUUCGCUGAUUGAGAUCUUUCGCCCAUGCCCCUGCGGAGAUGAUAAUUUUGGCACUUGAGAGGAUAAUGAGUUCGUGCAUAAUUUCAUGGUGACUAGACAUCGUAAAUCAAAAUGUUUAGUAAGAGCAAGAAAUCUAAGGAAGGAAAGGUUCGGAAUGGGAAAGAGAGUCCUAGCCAUGGCCCCUUCAGCAGCAUGACUGCCUCACUGCCAAAGAAUAUCUUCUCUGGAAAAUCUCGCAAAAAUUCGGGGGGAUAUGUUAUUGCAGAUGGAGGGAGUCAACCAUCCUCAUCUAAGAAUGGUCAGACGAUGGGGUCAACGGAAAUGAUGGCUCGGUCACAGACACUGAGUCAUUCCCCAGGCCAUGGGUACUAUUUUGAGGGGGUUAGCCAUGGAGGGGGAAGUCCCUAUCACAGUCCCUCCAACCCAGCCCUCUCUAAUGCAAACCUAUCAAAUGCUCAUGGAAGCCCCUUCAGCAGCCCCUCUCACAGUGGAGGGAAAACAAACACUUUGAGUAGUGUACGGUCCCUAAGGGAAAGAUAUGAGCAGGAAUCAAGUCCCCAGUUGAGUGAUCGGUCACUAGAGAGGCAGAUAGACAGACUUCAGAUGUUAGCCCAGAGUGAAUCUAAUCCUAACAUCAGUCCAAGAGACUUUCAUAGCUACUCCAUGUCAUCUAGUUUCAGUAGAGAGAGAGUGACAGACAGGGAAUACCCUCACAUGGGAGCACGGUCAUUAGAGCGUGAUCAUAACUAUCCGGGUAGAUCACGCUCCAUGGAGCGUCCAGACUAUACAACACAAUUAUACAAUCAAGAGAUGAGAAAUUUUCGUGACACUUUUAUCCUGGAUUUGGAAGGACAGAUCGCUGAUUUGAGCAAAGAGUGUGCGAAGCUACACCAGGAGCUUGACUCCACCAAAGAAAAGCUGAGUUCCAGCAUGAACAGCAUAAAGACCUUCUGGAGUCCAGAGCUGAAGAAAGAAAGGGCCUUACGCAAAGAGGAAAGUGCCAAGUAUUGUUUAUUGAAUGAACAACUUAAAGUGGCUCAGGCAGAGCUCAAGAAACAGGCGUCUGUAAUCCAAAGUUUGGAAAGUCAAGUUAGUCUGGGUGAGGAUGUGCAGGCGAGCACGAGGAUAUCUCAACAGGAGAUCGAGAUUCUGCAGCGAGAAAAGGACAAGCAAUCAAAAGAAAUACUCAUCCUACGGAGAACAGUCGACGAGAUGGAGCUUCGAAUCGACAUCCAGAAACAGACACUCGCAGCUCGAGAUGAAAGCAUGAAGAAACUGCUCGAGAUGUUACAGAGUAAGGGUCACUCAAUAAGUAACAUACAGGAGAAUCAACUCGAAAUCGAGAGCCUGCAGGCUCAGAGACUGGAAGAUGAGCGCAAGAUCAAACAGCUGCAGAAUGAGCUCAGCCAACAGUUAGAUGAGUCUGCUGCUCUCAAAGAGGAAAAGAAUCAUCUAUCAGAUGAAGUAAAACAACUUGACCUGCAGUUAAAACAGAUGCCAGCCAGCAAUCAUACCAUGAAAGCCAUGCUGGAGGCAAAGGAUUCUAGAAUUGCUGCCCUGGAGAAAGAUGUCCAAGCUUUGGAGGACAGGAUCAUGAAAAACCAGGAGGAUGGAUCCGACGGGAGUGUGAAAAAAGAAACCGGACUCAAAGACAGCUUGUCCAGUAGAGAGAAACAUCUCAGAUCAGAGGUGGAAAGACUGAAGACAGAAUUAACAAGGAAAGACGCUGAAAUCGAGGGACUGAAACUGAAGGUAGACACACUGACAAGUCAGCAGUCAGAAAACCAGCAACACAUCACUGUACUAAAAGACCAGGUGUCAGCUAAAGAUAAACAGCUAGUCAUGCUACAAACAGAGAUUGAUGAAUUCAUAGAAAAGUUAAAGGAGAAAAACUCCACUAUUGAUAAGAAUGACCAGAAGUCCCAGAGUCUACAGUCAGAAAAGAGACGCAUUGAGAAUGAGGUGACAGAGCUGAGAGAACAGAUAGAAACCAAGGACAGGAAACUCACUCUCCUGCAGAGGAAGAUUGAAGCUCUAGAAGAAGAUCUUAAGGAGAAGGAUGCCACAAUAUCUCAGUUGAAGGCAUCACAAAGCCACAUAGAGAACACCACCACUGCCAUCGCCACACUGGAGGAGACCAUCACAGAGAAAGAGAGGCAGAUUGAUAGACUGAAGGAACAGAGAGACCGGGCCGAAUCAGAACAUCAGGAGGAAUGUGAUCUCUACAUGAAGAGAAACCAUGAACUGAAGGCCCAGGUGGAUAAACUACAGCUGGAGAUCACAGACAGACAGACUGAGCUGUGUGAACUGAGGGAGAAGGUCACAGAGGCAGGGUCAGACAAAUUUAAAUCAGAGACGCGCAUCAAACAACUGGAGCAAGAAAACCGGGAGAAGACGGAGGAAAUUCAGAAGUUAAAGGCAGAGGUUGAAGAGAAAGCAAAAGCUGCAGCUGAGAAAGCUGUAAGUGAAGAGAGUGAGAAGAAGGUGACAGAACUGAUGUCACAGCUAGAGAAACAGGAAGAGGAAGUCAAGACAAUAAAGGAAGAGGUCAAAAGGUCACAGGCUGUCAUCACAGAAAUGGAGGAGGACAAGGCCAAGAAAGAGAAGGAGAUUGCUGAAAUGCAGGAUAUAAUAAAAGAAUACAAGCAAAAGAUGGGAACCUUAAAACGUAGCCAGCAGAUAGAGAAGAAGAAGAAUGCUCACUUACUGGAGGAGGCACGGCGAAGGGAAGGGGACCUCAACGAUGACGCCUCACAAUUAAAGGAUGCUGUGAUUGCUAAAGGAGACAGAAUAGAAGAGUUAGAAGAGGCAUUGAAGGAGAGUGUACGCAUCACAGCAGAGCGAGAGAUGGUGAUGGUGGAGCAACAACAACAGCUGGAGGAGGCAGAAAACAAGGUGGCUGAGCUGACCAUGGAGCUAGCCAGGAAUAAAUCUGCAGAGAACAGUGCCAGGGUCAACUUCCUGACCAAACAGCUGGAGGACAAGGAACAAAAGCUGAAGAAACUCCAGUCUGAGAGGCACAAACACCUAGAGGAGGUCUACGAAAUGAAACAAGAGGCCAUUCAGGCAGCCAUGAGUGAAAAGGAUGCCAACAUUGCUUUGCUGGAGAUGACCAGCACAAAACAAAGGAGGAACACAGAGGAGAUAGAAAAACUCAACCGGGAAAAGGAAAAGUUACAGCAGCAACUCAAGGAAGUGACACAGAACCGGAUGAAGCUGAUCCAGAAACAGGAGAGAAGAAGUGAGUCUCUGGGGCGCUCCAAGAAAUCCCCCAGUCACAAGGCCAAGGGGGCGUCGCCUGACCGCGUAAAUCCUUAUGUUCUUACAGCCCCGGCAUCACUCGACUCCUGACACAAGUUACAGAAUAACUUAGUGUAUAACUAAGCACUGUAACAUAUGAAAGAUAAUUACAAACCACUGCAAUAAAUAUAAGAUAUAUAACUUUGAUGUAAUUAAUUGAUCACUGAUUUUUCUGCUGAGUGAGAAAAGUAAGAAAUGUACUGUGUGGGAUACCAUUUCUUCAUUUUUGGUGUGGGAUACCAAAAAUGAAGAAAUAGUUGUAACAUAAUGAAUUAAUAAAUCAUGCAGUUUGUUUUGCAUGUGGUAAUGCAAUUACCAGUUUUUCUUCUGAUUGUAAUAUUUCAUGAAGAGGUCCACCCUGAUUUCCCUGUGGCUUUAGACCAAUCCUCAUAUGACCAGAUGCUAUAGCUUCUGUGAUUGUUAAAGAUGUUCUCUGUCAAACAAGACGGCAUUGUGUUUGUGUGUUUAACUUGUGUGAUUUUGGAAGAGAUGUGUCAAUUUACAGUCCUGGUUGAGAAUGAUGAUAUGUAGUACUGUUUACAACUGUGUUUUUCACUCAAGGUUUUUUUGUAUGUUUUUGGAACAAAUCCAUUUUUGCCCCUGCUUAGAAUUAAGGUUGUUUAAGUCUGUAUUUUUGAUGAUUAUAGGUAAAUGUUAUGUUUACUUGAUUGCUGUUAUAAUUAAAUUUAUGGUUUUAUUAUUUUCUGAAAAAAAAGCUUGAAAAACCUAUGGAAUGAGAAUAUCUGCCUAUUAUUUUUUGGUGAUCACAUUUGCACAAAAUACAUGUACAUGGAAAAAAAGUAAGCUAAUACUGAAGAUAAGUUCUCAGAGGCAGCCUGUGUUACAUUUACAGAGAUUUACUUUUUUCUGGCAGAGUUAUCUACCUUUGAUUAAUUACGGUUGUACCUUGAUACUCCAGUUAUCGUUGUUUUUGUAGGGAAGGCCAUUUUUCAGUCAGAAAAACUAUCAAAAAGCAUUUUUCCCUUAGCUUUAUGAAACAGAAUAGUGCUAAAAGAAUUCAAAUUUCAUCAGAGUAUUAAACAUGACACUUAUUACCUCAAAUUUAGUAGAGUUAUCUUUCCUGGGCCAGUGGCAAUAUUCAGUGAUCAGAGAAGAGGGUUUGAUGAAGAUGGAUGUACAAUGUGUGAAUGCUGAUUUAUUAUGUGAAACCUUGUGAUAUUGUUUGAUUUUUCUGUAGAAAACUUGGUUAGUUACUUAAGACUAGUAUUUUGUAUAAAAUAAUUAGGUCAUUUAUAAGUGUGCAAGCUUUAUUGGUAAAUGAAUUCCAGAUCGAGAAAUUGUUUUCUGUAUAUAAUGUGAAAAAAAAUCCAGCCAAGCUUUGCCAUGAUUGUACAUGUAUAUCUAUGUGUGUUUCUUAAUUUGUGUGGCCAACUGCCAGUGUUGUACUGAAAAUAAGUGAAAUCAUAUUGUUGUGAUGUUUUUCUUGAAAAUUAAGAUUUUGACAAUACCUUGGUAGAGGGUUACUUGUUUGGUCUCUCUCUCCUCUUUCUCUCUCUCUCUCUUACACACACACAUGACUAUUUAAAAUUGUAUGUUUAACAGUCACUUCUUCUAACAAAUUUGUGUUCAGUUUUCACUGAAUUACAAGUACUGAUACACAGUAUGUGCCUUUGUUUAUAAUGUACAACAGAUGUUAUAAUAUUGAAACUAAACCAAAGAAAAAGAAAAAACCCAGAAAAAGUGUAGCUUUCAAAAAGUACCAGUGUUUGUAUGGAAAACAUAAUACAUAUAGUUAAUUUCUUUUAGAUCUGUAGGUAUCUGCAUUAUAUAGUGAUAUAAUACAGUGAAACUUUUCUAAUCCAGUCACCACUGGUUCUAAAGAAGUUCGCAGGAUUAGACAACAUUCCGGAUUAAUUUACAUUUAAAACAUCUGAAAUUACUGAAAGGGACUUUAAGUUUACAUCUUAUUAGGCAAGAUUUCAGAAUACACAACAUUCGGAUUAGACAAGUUUCACUGUAUUAUUCAUUUAUAACAUAUUUUCUUUUUAAUUAUGAUUGUGUAUAAUGUCAAUACUAGUAGUGCAUGUAAUGCAUGUGUUCAUUGUAGACUGUGUAUUUAGUGAAUUAGUUAUUUAUUCAUGCAAUUAAGUCCUUACACAGAUAAUUUUUUAAAUCCACAUGAAGAUGUGUUUUCCUAAAAAUAAAUUAUUUGUAUGUAGACUUAUAACUGACAUAUGUGUGUGGUUGGUCUACAUAAAACACACUUAACAAAACUUAAGUCUUAGUAAAUGUAGUGUUGGUGCUGUUUAUGUAGAAUUGGAUUUAUUGUAAAAAAAUUUUACCAUUUUCAAUGUGUUCAAAAUCAUUUUGAUUGUGCUGCAAUCCAGACUUUUUAGAUUUGUUUACCCUUACACAUGCUGUUUACAGCAUUCAACAUUCAUCUACUUUGUCCCAACAAUAAAGGGAUUGUAAUGACUGUAGCUUUUGUUUAAUUCUACAAUCCUAAUUCAAAAUGGUACAUGUAGUCUUUGUCCUGAAAUCCAUCCUCAUUCUUUUUUUUUUUUUUUUUUUGAAUUUUAAUUUUUAUUAAGAUUUAUUGAUUUGUAUGAUUUCCAGGUUGUUUUUAUAUAAAUGUAUAUCACUUUAAGUACCAUAUAUGUUUUAAAUCAUAAAACAACAAGUUGAAAUCCUGUUAAACUGGUUCUCCUCCUAAAAUAUUGGUCUGAUUUCUAUAGACUUAACCUUUGGAGUUGAUUUUAUCAGAGGUUGAUAUGAAUACAGAAAGCAUUAAGGUACAGAAUUUUCCAAUAGUAUCGCUGUGGUUACUAAAAAAAAAAGGUUCAUGUAUUAAAUAAUGCUACAUGUAAUUACAUGCACUCAUAUAUUUUUACAUAUGAUUAGAGUAAAAUAUUAACUCCACCAACUUGCUUGUAUCUUUGAAUCACUUUCCAUUUUCAAGAAAUGAUCUUGAUAGAAAAGAAUUAAAAUAAAAGUUAAAAUGUAUUUUAAAAAAAACAACUUUUUUUUGCCUGAUUAAAAUCUUUCAGUAAUAUACACUUCAAGAUUACUGGUUUUUAUUUGAUUAAUUUAAAGGUAUAGGGACUAUCAAUAAAUUGAAAAAAUAAAAUUAUUUUAAUUUAAGAAUAAGCAUAAUGUGUUGAUCCCUUCGAUGAAAAUUAAAGAAGCAAGUAUUGUCACUUUUCGGAGAAAAAUGUCAAAAAAAAAAAAAAAAAAAGAAGAAGCAAAACUAGGACAAAUUUUCUCCUAGUCUAUCAUACAUGUAAAUUAAAAUCAGUGGAGCCACAGUCUAAUCCAAGACUCAUGGUGUUUUUAGGAGUAUUUGUAAAUUGAUAAUAGUGAAAGUGAAUUUAAGUACUUUUCAAGAGUUGUAUGGUGUUGUUGCAAACUUUAAUAUUUUGUGUUUCAGUUUUCAAAUGUCUACUUUAUUGUUGAAAAUUUCAUUAGAAAAAUUUAUGUUGAGUUGUAAUAUUAGCUUCCCUCUGUUUAAUACUAAUAAUUCCAUCAUGUUUACUUGGUUGAGAAGUGUAUCUAACAGUUAAAGUGUGACACCUUAAUUUUGGUAAAGUCACCUUGUAAUUGGAGGUGAAAAUCUCAAAGUUUUAACGUGUACCUAUUAUUUUCACAGUUAUGCCAGUUGCAAUAUAUUUUUUACCGGAACAAUAAUUAUGAUAAUACAUAUGUGUAUGGCAAAUUGUUGUUCUGCAAUCAGCAUCUUGUGUUGAUUUGCUCUGUAAUGUUAAUAUUUGCUGGCAUUGCUUAGAAUAUGUAUACACAAAUAAAAUGUGUAACACAAA